CUCUCUCUCUCUCUCUGUCUCGGCGAGGCCGCCGCCGAUUGUCGCUCUUUGCUCGCGUAACGUAACGGAAAAGGGUAAGUGCGCGAUUUAUUAUUUAACCGAGAUAAUCGAUGGCUCAUGGAUACGUGCGCCGACUUACGUCCCCGCGGCUCGCGAUAGUCGUCGUCAUUUUCGCGAUGGUGCCGCGCCGCGAGGCAGGAAACGCCCGUCUGCCGCCGCGAAUCGCCGGCGACUCGUAAAGUCCCGCUCGUACGUUCCUUCGGCUUGCACUCGCGCGCAACAGAGAGAGAGAGAGAGAGAGAGUGAGUAAGAGGGGGAAAGAUAUAAAUAACGGCAGCAGCGGGAACUAUGCUGGCGAGAUUCAGGAACAGCUUCCGCUGCGGCGUGCCCAAGUGCCCGACUCUUCGUAUUCCAGGGAUGGAGAAGCCAGAGUCCUCCGCGGAGGGCGAGAGCGCCGUCGAGCUGGAGGACAGGGAUCCCAAUAGCCUGAACCAACAUCUUCAGGUGAUGUGGGACGACGUGAUCGGCGAACCGGAGGGCAUCCGCAGCCCCGAGUGCGCCUGGCGACUCAGCGGCCAUUGCUUCCGGCUUUCCAGAGGAUGCUGUUACGUGCUCCUCUCCGUUCUCGUGGCGCCCCUGCUCGCCCUUUGUUUGGGUUUCACGUUCGCCUGUCUCGCGUUUCAGCAUAUAUGGUGCGUCGCGCCAUGUCUGCGCGUGUGGAAAAUCACGUGCGCGGCGAUGCGAAAUUUUCUGGCGGCGUUGACGCAAGCGAUCAUCCGGCCGGUCAUGGAGGCGAUGGGUUACCUCUGCCACAAUAUCCGCGUAUUCAAUCAGAAGCUGCCGGACGGUCCUUACCAGAAGGAGGACCUGCUGGUCGUGUAAUCGACAGAGCCGGCGCCGCUCGCUCGCUCGCUCGCUUCUUCGUCCGACUUGCGUCUCUCCUUUCGUCUUUCGGCAAGCGUGCGUGCGUGCACGCACGCGGUAUCGCGGCGUGGUCUCGCGAGUUCAUCACAGCGGGAACAUCGAGUUGUAAUUACGGGAGAAAGAGACCGCUCGCGCGUCUUUUCGAACACGCGACCAAGUCGCGUCGCAUCGUUCUCGCUCGACCGCGGCUUCAUUCGCGAGCGGAAAGAUCGCCGAGCGACGGACGAAGGCGCCCGCGAGAGACGUCGCGUCCGACCGCGAGAGUAUGGAUCUUAAUGUUGAGAGAAAAAAUACACACCACGAGGAAACGCACGGAAGUGUGCCUCGCUGAUCGCAACGGCUCUCGGAUACGCCGCAGAGCGGCUCGAAAUAAGGGACUCGUUAUCUCCUCGAAUGCGCUUUCCCGCAGUCGAUUUCAUUCAAUUACCAUCCCGGCCCGUCGGCGGGUCGUCUCAGCUCAGCUAAGGCGCGACGAGGCCAAUGUGGAAAAAAAUGCGCAUGUGUCUUGUUUGUAGCUGCUCCAGCGGGGAUGCUCGAAGCUCGGCAGGAUCUCGCCGAUCGGCGAGAAACAGCUCCGUGCGUCUCCCGAGCAGGGUUGGCAAAAAAACAUGUUCAAAAUAAAGAAAACUUCAUGUAGUAUAGUCGGGGUGGUUUAAUAAGAAAUAUUUUUUUUAAAUCAUUUCAUUUGAAUAAAUCAUGAAAUAUAUGUAUACAAGAUGUGAGUUAUUAAGUAAAUACACUACUUAAAAAAAUUAUGGCAUCAAAAAAUUUGCGCUGAAAAUUGCUCAACUUUGAACAAUGAUUUGUCACUCAGUGACAAAUGGUUGUUGUAGAACGAUGAUUUUUUCUUUUUAAUUAAAGGUUGAGGUCUCAACUUUAACGUGCUUUCGGUCGAUUUUAGAUCCAACUGAUUCCUACAGCGUGCGAUCUCAUAAUUCAAUGGCAUGUUUUUGAUUUAAAAAUUUGCAACUUUGAUAAAAUGCACAGGCUUGGGUAAUUUUUUUUCGAAAUUUUCAUUUGCGGGAAAUGAAAGUUUGAUUCUUCCUGUUUCAUUUAAAAAAAAUUCAAGUCUAUGAUUUUUUUCGCGAUUUUAUAACAUUUUAAAAAAACCCGUACAUUUUCGUUAUCGAAGGUAGGAUUUGUAGGAAAUCACUGUCAACUUUGGCAUUGCCUAAUGGGAUACCGAAUUUUGGCAUUAAGUGUAAAACAAGGUAGUUCAUGGUAGUGUUUUAUGAUAGAAACAUGCAUCCGUUGUCUCAGGCUCAACGAGCACUAAUUAUUGCGCUUAUGAGCCAAGGCUCAUUCUCGCAAAGGUACGUGACGAGGCAACUAACCAAUCCGCGGUUUCGCAAAUUUGGUUACAUUUCCGGGAAACGAGUAAUUUACAACAACCAGUAGAGGAACAGGGAAGACAACAGAUGACAACUCUACGAGAAGAUCCCUCGGAAUCGGCAAUGUGCUAAUGCCAAAAAUUAUUGAAUAUAGCUACGCAAACCCUACUUCCAGUAACGAGAAAAGAUCGUAGAGACUUGAAUUUUUUUUUUUUUAAUUGAAGGGGAAGAAUCAAACUUUCAUUUCCCGCAAAUAGAAUUUUCGAAAAAAAAUUACCCAAGCCCGUGCGUUUUGUCAAAGUUUGCAAAUUUUUAAAUCAGAAACAUGCCAUUGGAUUAUGGGAUCGCACGCUGUAGAAAUGUAUUGGAUCUAUUGGGUUGGCAACCAAGUGAUUGCAGAUUUUGUCGACAGAUGGAUUUUACACUUUCUUUUGUUUCGUUAA
Molecule: messenger RNA, 2698 nt
Organism: Harpegnathos saltator (Jerdon's jumping ant)
Lineage: Eukaryota; Metazoa; Arthropoda; Insecta; Hymenoptera; Formicidae
Product: caveolin-3
Exons: 3
Coding region: 349-882 (177 amino acids)
Biological process (GO): caveola assembly
Cellular component (GO): caveola
Molecular function (GO): molecular adaptor activity
Source: RefSeq, a predicted model, not a curated record